UCCCGUCUCCUUCGCUAAGGCCCAAUCCCCACACCCAAACAACCUGCCGAGAAAGUAACCGGGCCAGACAACGCCCUCUCGCCUGCUCUUCAACUUGGAAAGAGUUCUGCUGCAAGGAAGGCAUCCAAUCCAUGCGAGACGAGACCCCAGCAUCCCCACCUAUGGACUCCGACAGUCUAUUUUACUGAACACCAGGCUUCAGGACUGCUAUGUGGACUCGCCAGCCCUCACCAACAUCUGGACAGCCAGAACGUGUGCAAAGCAGAACAUCAAUGCCCCGCCACCAGAGUAAAGAAAGUUCAAAGGAGAAAAAAGAAACAGUCUGCCAAGAUCUUGAGAGCAGAUAUGCUGAACAUGUGGCUGCCACCCAAGUGCUACCCCGGGACAUUGGGACAACAGCCUGGAAGGGCCGAGCGUUGCUUCCUGAAACCAGAAAGAGACCGCAGUUGUCAGAGGACACGCUAACUAUCCACGGCCUGCCCACAGAGAGUUACCGGGCUCUGUACCACACUGUGGUCGAGCCGAUGCUGUGGAAUCCUUCAGGGACCCCCAAGAGGUACAGCUUGGAGUUGGGCAAGGCCAUCAAACAAAAGCUCUGGAAAGCUCUGUGCAGCCAGGCUGCCACCCGCGAAGGCACUCAGAAGGACCUGUCGCCAGGCAGGAAGCGGCUGGAGGUCCACGAGGAGACUAUGCCCAAGAAAUGGCCCAAGUUAAAGAUGGAGAAGUAGGAACGGGAGCUCAUGGGAUCAGGAUAUUCUCUGCUAGAUGUCUGAAAAAUAAACACCACUUUGC
Equus quagga is the source of this 792-nucleotide messenger RNA. It is a transcript of the gene C15H22orf31, whose product is annotated as chromosome 15 C22orf31 homolog. The record is from RefSeq and is a predicted model, not a curated record. Bases 210 to 728 code for a protein of 172 amino acids. Lineage: Eukaryota; Metazoa; Chordata; Mammalia; Perissodactyla; Equidae. The transcript has 3 exons.